UUUCAUUUGACAGUUAUGACGAGGAAGACUAUGGGAACACGCAUAGGAUGAGGGUGGCAACAUGGGUUCAUUCCAUCGAGUUCGUACCUAAACACAGCUCAGAGGAGACGGUCCUGUGGAGACGAGACAACCCUGAACCCAGCGGGGACACCAGGCGGAGGAUGUCCGGCAGCUACUACCUGAUAAACAGCGUGACCCAGAGAGACAGCGGCAACUACAUCCUAAAGGACAGAGACGGGAUGAUUCUGUCCAGGAAGACCGUUGAGGUUGUAGCUAAGAAAGAGACUCGUUCUCUGAGUUCUGGUGAACGUCUCAGCAUCACUUUUGACCUGGAACCAAACUCCUGCAACAUUUACUUUGCCCCACAAGGUGGAUAUGAGACCGUGAUCGUUUAUAAAGGAGAGCUGCAGCAGCUGUCUGGCUGCUCAGGGAUUGAGCUUUUAAAUCCAUGUGGGAUUUCCCAAGAUGCCGUCCAAACGUCGUGCGGUGGAAGGUUUGAGGUGAGGGAUCAUAAUGACGACGAGGCCUUGGUGGUGUCGGUGGAAGUGGCGCCUCAGGUCUCGUUCUCAUACGUCCUGUAUGGUGGAGGCGCCUUCGCCUUUCUCUUCCUGAGCUGCUGCCUGAAGAACUGCUGUGCUGCAAAGAGCUCCAGGGAAAAGAGCCGUCCUGAACCCAGAGCUGCUGCUGCUGAAGAACCAGCUGAUCUACCUGAGUAUGACCACGAGCCUGCUGGAGGGAGGCCACACCACCCCAGUGAGACGCUCCACCCCGCCCAGCCUCUUUCUGCACCGACCGGCCCGCUGAUACACAGUCCCCCAACGAACGUGCCGCCUGCUUACUCCGAGGUUAUAGAUCCAGCAGAGCAGGUGGACCCUCAGACGGUCCUGAUGAACCCCGACUACGAGCCUCGGUUUGAACUGAAGGGGUUUACGUCCAAUUCUCCGCUGAGCUCCGACUCUCCUCACCAUGAGGUUUACACCUCAGACAAACUCAACUUUCUCUGACUGACUUAAAAAG
This is a messenger RNA of Nematolebias whitei (Rio pearlfish), 1017 nucleotides long. RefSeq lists its product as uncharacterized. The transcript is spliced from 6 exons. The record is from RefSeq and is a predicted model, not a curated record. NCBI's taxonomy places the organism in Eukaryota, Metazoa, Chordata, Actinopteri, Cyprinodontiformes, Rivulidae. The coding region runs from base 48 to 1004 and encodes 318 amino acids.